Messenger RNA from Trichomonas vaginalis G3, 483 nucleotides. RefSeq names its product phage tail repeat-like family. NCBI's taxonomy places the organism in Eukaryota, Parabasalia, Trichomonadida, Trichomonadidae. The record is from RefSeq and is a predicted model, not a curated record. The coding region runs from base 1 to 483 and encodes 160 amino acids. The transcript has a single exon.
AUGUUAGACAAGAAAGCAGACAAAACAGAGCUUCAAACAUUAAAGACUCAGAUUCUUGAAACAUUAUAUCCUAUAGGCUCUAUUUAUACGUCAAUGAACUCAACAAAUCCAGCAACAGUUUUAGGUUUUGGUACAUGGCAGCAGAUUGUAGACAAAUUCUUAUACUGUGCUAACUCUUCAAAGCAAACAGGAGGUUCGAAGAAAAUUACUGAAGCAAACCUUCCACCGCACACUCAUACAGGAACUACAAACUUUUCUGGCGACCAUAGCCACUCAUUAAGAGACCAUCCAUUAUACAACUCAGAGUAUGAAGCUGGCAAUGAUGUUUUAUCUCCAUCUUAUAACAAUUCAGCAAAAAAGACUUUUCGACCAACUGAACCAGGAGGAAAUCAUGUCCAUACUUUCACAACAAAUCCAACAGGCUCGGGUGCAGAUUACAUGCCACCAUUUGUGACUGUAUUUGCAUGGUACCGCGUUCAAUGA